Messenger RNA from Bolinopsis microptera, 606 nucleotides. RefSeq names its product zinc finger protein 436-like. The transcript has a single exon. Bases 1 to 606 code for a protein of 201 amino acids. Gene Ontology annotation, molecular function: RNA polymerase II cis-regulatory region sequence-specific DNA binding; DNA-binding transcription factor activity, RNA polymerase II-specific. The record is from RefSeq and is a predicted model, not a curated record. Gene Ontology annotation, cellular component: nucleus. Lineage: Eukaryota; Metazoa; Ctenophora; Tentaculata; Lobata; Bolinopsidae. Gene Ontology annotation, biological process: regulation of transcription by RNA polymerase II.
AUGUCGACUCGUACGGGUGAAAAACCUUAUAAUUAUAAAUGUGAUGGCGCUCUUGCUUCUCACAAACGAACACACACUGGAGAGAAACCGUAUAAAUGUGAUGUUUGUAGCUACUCAGCCACGCAAAUUAGCAAUCUUAUUUGUCACAAACGAAAACACACUGGAGAGAAACCUUAUAAAUGUGAUAUUUGUAGCUACUCAUCCACGGGAAGUAGCCAUCUUGCUUCUCACAAACGAACACACACUGGAGAGAAACCUUAUCAAUGUGAUAUUUGUAGCUACUCAGCCGCGCGAAUUGAAACUCUUAUUCGUCACAAACGAACCCACACCGGAGAGAAACCUUAUAAAUGUGAUAUUUGUAGCUACUCAGCCACGCAAAGUAGCCAUCUUGCUUCUCACAAACGAAAACACACUGGAGAGAAACCUUAUAAAUGCGAUAUUUGUAGCUACUCAGCCUCACAAAAUAGCACUCUUGCUUCUCACAAACGAACACACACUGGAGAGAGACCCUAUCCAUGUACUUUGUGUGACUAUAGAGCUAGCCGAUCAAGCGAUUUGAAGAGCCAUUUCCGAACCCAACACGGUAAAAAACCAUAUAAUGUAUAA